Anopheles funestus (African malaria mosquito) is the source of this 10112-nucleotide messenger RNA. RefSeq lists its product as uncharacterized. Gene Ontology annotation, cellular component: membrane. Gene Ontology annotation, biological process: transmembrane transport. Gene Ontology annotation, molecular function: ATP hydrolysis activity; ATP binding; ABC-type transporter activity. The record is from RefSeq and is a predicted model, not a curated record. The transcript is spliced from 17 exons. Bases 1131 to 9923 code for a protein of 2930 amino acids. NCBI's taxonomy places the organism in Eukaryota, Metazoa, Arthropoda, Insecta, Diptera, Culicidae.
GCGAUGUAUUGAUUGAGCAUUGUUUAUGGUUGGCCUUCGACCCGGACUGAAUUGGACCUUUUCCCAUGGCUUACAAGGAAUGGUAAACCUCAGUCAAGCCCACGGGUAACCGUACGUUUCGGCAGGGUACAUUGAUUUUCAUACCAAUGCCGGAACAACUGAAGUUAUUUUUAGUGUACGCAUUUUUGCCUUUUGUUAGAUUGUUCAAUAGUGAUGCAAAGUGCGCGAACGUUUAAUGCGACUGGUUUAAACCCUAGCCAUUGUUAAACGUUGUGGCAAAAAACGCAAACAAUAAAUACUGGAGAUCCCGUUGGCGUUGGAAUUGGCACAAUGUAAUAGAUAAAGCGAACUGAACAAAAAAUCGUCUGUAAUGAAUGAAAUGUUUGCAAAAGUUUGUAAUCUAAACCAUCGUCGACGUAGAACAGGGCAUUUCUCCGGUAAACUCAAUUGUGAAUGCUUUACACCGGAAAAACCGGUUCCCGCUUCGCACCGAUGUGGCCACAACAAUCCUCGCUUUGCGCACUAUUUCGAUGUCAAACAUAAUGAGGGAUGUGAAAUCAGUGGAGCGAAAUGAUUAGUUUGGUCAGCUCCAUUGAAUACACUAGAUGCGGGCAACAGUCUGUAACCGUUUUCAUGACCCAUUUUGUCGAUCUGUUUAUAAGAAUUGUACUACAAGGGAAACUAUUGUUUUUUCUUUUCUUUUUAUCAGUAGAUGGAAAAACUACUAUCAUGAAAGAAUGAGUAACAAUAAUUUGUUCUUUUAAACUUCUUCUAAGCUAACAAACACAUUACUGGUUCAGUUUCUUAGAAGACUCGCCAGCGAUCGUGGUGUUAGCGGUGAUCUGUGUUUUAUAAUUUGCAGGGAAUGUUUAAAAUGCUGCUUGAAAGCAAAUUGAUAACUUCCGUCCUAUUAUCACGUCUAAUAUUUUUCUUAUUCUUUCGCGUUCUUUUUUUCCAGAUCACGUGGAAACGUGCCGCACCGGUUACCGAAUCAGUUUGAUUAUAACUCUUGUAUGGUCUUGGGUAUCCUACUCGAUGGGAGGUCAUUUGUGGCUGAUGACUGACCACAGCACAGAAUUCGCAGUAAACAAUUAUACAUCACGAUCAACGACGAAUCGUUCUAGUAGAUAAUGAACCGCGAAAACACGUUCAACGCCGAGAAACGGAGCAACCCUGUUCAGAAUGCAUCUUUCUUCUCGAAACGUAGCUUCUGGUGGCUACGGGAAAUGUUUCAGUACGGACAGCGGAAAGAAAUUACGGAGGACAAGCUGUACGCCACACUUCCAGAGCACUGUAGCCACGGAUUGGAGGAAACAUUCGAGCGACUAUGGUCGGAAGAGGAACAACGUGGACCAGCCAAAGCUAGUUUUGCUCGUGUUUACUGGAGAGCAUUUGGUAAGGAAACCCUGUUCUGGGGCUUAAUGUUCUCGGCAUUCGAGACAGCGAACCGGGUCGCUCAGCCCCUGUUGCUAGGAGAGUUGGUAUCCUACUUUACGCCAAACCAGGACACCAUCAGCGAACAAGACGCGUACCUUUACGCGAUAGGUGUUAUCGCAUGCUCGCUGUUAUCGGUCAUCUCGUUUCAUCCCUUCAUCUUCUACAUUUUUCAACUGGGAAUGAAGUUUCGCAUUGGUGCAUCGUGCUUAAUUUAUAACAAGGUACUUAAACUCUCUAAAUCGACCAUGGCGGGUGAUGGACUAAAUGGAAAAAUCAUCAAUCUGCUCUCGAACGACGUUGGAAAGUUCGAUAUAGCUUUGUGCUUUGUACAUGAUCUCUGGAAAGGUCCAAUGGAAGCCAUCCUGCUUGGCUAUUUCAUUUAUUGUCAAAUCGGCUUCUCAGGCUUACUUGGAAUGGCGUUCCUGAUGAGUUUUAUCCCACUUCAAGCAUGGGUAGGCAAGAAAACGGCAACGUAUCGUAUGAAGGCAGCUAAACGAACCGAUAUGCGUGUACGCUUUAUGAAUGAGAUCAUACAAGGCAUACAGGUGAUCAAAAUGUACACGUGGGAGAGCUCGUUCGCCAAGAUGAUCGAAACAAUCCGACGGAAAGAGAUACAAGCGAUUCGUGGUGGAGCGUACGUGCGAGCAACGCUCAUAUCGUUUUUUACCGUAUCGCGUGUGUCCAUUUUUAUCAGCCUACUGUCGUACACGGUCACCGAGAACGUUAUCACUGCCAAAAAGGUGUUCAUUGUAACGUCGUUUUACAGCAUACUGAACGAUUCGAUGGUACAUUUCUGGCCAAUGGCUAUUACCUUCUGUGCGGAAGGGUACAUCUCGCUCAAGCGCAUACGUGAUUUUCUUCUAACGCCCGAAGGAAAGCAUUCGAUCACUAUGAGCACGCAAUCGGAUGGAAAAGGUGGAACGAACAACACGAAAAAAAGUAUGCGUGCUACCAGCGAUAAAGAUGGAGGCACGAGAGACAUAGAGGGUAGCAAAGGCAUAAAAGAAAGCGCCCAGCAAAACGGUAUCAAAGCUGUAGUAAAAUGUGAUGAGAUUGAUUCUGAACCCUUACUACCAAAACGUCUGGUGCAAACGGCGGAAGGCGAUAGGAAAGGUAUCGUACUCGAUAGUGCCACAGCAAGUUGGAUGUGUCCUUCGGCUGCGUCAGGUGUCGCUGUAACCGCCAGUGGAGGCGGUGGAGGAGAUGGUCCUGAAGAGAGUUCAAAUGUUGGGAUAGAAUCCGUUAGCUUGACCGUUGAUCCGGGAAGAUUGUGUGUUUUGAUAGGUCCUGUUGGAUCCGGAAAAUCCACUUUAUUGCAGGUGAUUUUAGGAGAACUUGAACUGGACGACGGCAGAGUAGAAAUUCAUGGAACCGUUAGCUAUGCCCCACAGGAACCUUGGCUUUUCGGAGGAAGUGUGCGGAACAACAUUUUGUUCACAGAAGAGUACGACGAGCGACGUUAUCUGCGAGUGGUACGCGUCUGUGCUCUCGAGAAAGACUUUGAACUAUUCCCACACGGUGAUCAAACGAUUGUUGGAGAACGCGGAAUCAGUUUAAGCGGAGGACAAAAAGCACGUGUUAAUCUGGCCCGUGCCAUCUACCGAAGGGCAGACAUUUAUCUGCUGGAUGACCCAUUGUCGGCCGUCGAUACACAUGUGGGCAAACAUAUCUACGAACUAUGUAUCCGUGAUUUCCUCGCGAAUAGUGUAUGUAUUUUGGUAACACAUCAGUUGCAGUAUUUAAAAGACGUCCAGCAGAUAGUUCUGAUGAAUGCCGGGCGAGUGGAAGCUUGUGGAAGCUUUAGAGAACUGAAGAAAUCGAAUAUCGAAUCGAUCAUGGCACUGACGCCUGACGAAUCUCCUCUUGACAGUCCAAUAGAAAAGGAGCUGAAGAACCUACGUCCUAGACGGACUAGUGGUUCUUCAACCGGUUCGCAGCGUGACGACCUUAUGAUGGAUCUGUUACAGCAAGAAAAGCAAGAAGAAGAAAAAGAAUCUCAAGGUGGAAGCGGCAGCGUGGGGCUAUCCGUGUACAAAACCUACAUAACUGCGGUCAACAGUUGCGGCUGGGUGUUUUGGUUAAGCAUGUUAAUGAUACUAUCGCAAAUCGUUGUUAGUGGAGUGGACAUUUUUGUGGCAGAAUGGGUAAAUUGGGAAGAAAAAGUUGCAGGCAUUCCUCCUGAGUUUGAUUUGAAUGAUAAUCACACAAUCUUGAGCUCUCGUGAUGUGCGCAUUUUGCUCCAGGAGCAAACAAAUGUCAGUAACUUCAUUGAACGGCAGCAGUACAUUUGGAUCUACAGUGGAUUAAUAAUACUGCUGGUAAUCUUAGUUGUGCAACGAUCGUUUUCGUUCUUUUACGUCUGUCUUCGUAUAUCCGUAAAUCUACACGAUCGCCUCUUCCGUGGAUUAACCCGUGCAACUAUGCAUUUCUUCAAUACAAAUCCUUCCGGUCGAAUCCUUAAUCGAUUCUCGAAAGAUAUUGAUUCGAUCGACUCUUCGCUGCCAUUAGCCCUGCUGGACUGCGUUGUGUUUUUCCUGGAAAUGAUCGCGGUUGUAGCAGUGGUGUCGAUCGUCAACUAUUGGUUCCUUCUUCCAACUGCGAUUGUGGCUGUGAUGAUGUACUACAUUCGACAGAUUUAUCUAAACACAUCACGGGUGGUAAAGCGCAUAGAAUCUGUCAAUCGAUCGCCCCUCUUCUCACACACAAAUGCCACUCUGCAAGGACUCUCGACGAUUCGGGCUUUUGGUGCACAAUCAGUGUUAAGACGUGAAUUUAACGAAAUUCUGGAUGUUAAUUCGUCCGCUUGGUACAUGUUUAUCUCUACUAGCCGUGCUUUUGCGUUGUGGCUCGAUCUGGUGUGCGUUAUAUAUAUCGGUAUCGUAACGAUAAGCUUUCUCAUCGGUAAUAGCCAACAAAUGCUCGGAGGCAGCGUUGGGUUGGCCAUCACAAAGACGAUUAGCUUGGUCGGUAUGUGCCAGUGGGGAAUGCGGCAAUCGGCAGAAUUGGAAAAUCGCAUGGUUUCGGUGGAGCGAGUGAAUGAGUAUACAAAUCUACCGUCCGAACCACCGCUCGAGACAGCACCAAAACACCGACCGCAACGUAACUGGCCCGAGUUCGGCGCAAUACGCUUUACCAACGUCGAUCUACGCUACAACGAAGAAGGAGAACGUGUGCUGAAGGAUCUUAACUUUACGAUCCGUUCGAACGAAAAGGUUGGAAUUGUGGGACGAACUGGGGCAGGUAAAUCCUCCCUCAUACAGGCACUGUUCCGUUUGGCACCAUUCGAAGGAAACAUCGAGAUCGACGAUAUCGAUACGAAAACACUGGGAUUGCGAGACUUGCGCAACAAAAUAUCGAUCAUACCGCAGGAUCCAAUUUUGUUUUCCGGAACGUUGCGCAGCAAUUUGGAUCCUUUCGAUCAACGCAAAGAUGACGAACUGUGGAAUGCACUUGAUCAGGUUGAGCUGAAGGAAGCUGUAUCUUCGCUGGCAGGCGGUUUAGAGUGUCGCAUGUCGGAUGGUGGAAGCAAUUUUAGCAUGGGCCAAAGGCAACUGGUUUGUCUUGCAAGAGCCAUUUUGCGUAACAAUAAAAUUCUGGUGCUAGACGAAGCCACUGCCAACGUUGAUCCAGAGACGGAUAAACUUAUACAAUCAACUAUUCGUACUAAGUUCGCCCAUUGCACAGUAUUAACUAUUGCGCAUCGAUUACACACGGUUAUGGAUAGCGAUCGUGUACUGGUGAUGGACGCGGGACGCGUAGUCGAAUUCGGACAUCCGCACGAGCUUCUACAUGGCCCGAUUGGUUAUCUUCGACGGCUGGUGGAUCAAACCGGGGUAGCUACUGCGGCAAUGUUGAUGCGCACUGCCGAAGAUAACUUUAAAAAAUCUAGCGCAAGACAAACAGAAGCAAUUACCCUGGGAUUGUCAUGUGCAAAUAGGAACCAAACACGGCGAAGAAAAAAAAAAUCUCCAAAUGGAGGACGUGAGAAUUUAAAAUCUUUCCUCAAAACAUUUUCUUUGGUGUCCCAUCUUCACACCAAAAUGAAUCCGGCCGAGUAUGAUCAGGACACAAAAAUACACGAUCUUCGUCGGGAGGCUAACCCGGUCACGAAAGCGGGCGCAGUGUCGUGGUACACUUUCUGGUGGUUGAAAAAUCUGUUUCAGGCAGGUCUGAAGCGUCCCAUCGAUGAGACCGAUAUCUACGAAACGCUUUCAAACCACCAGAGCGCACAGCUGUCCUAUCAAUUCGAGAGCUACUGGAAAGCGGAACUGAAAGGCAGCAAUCGGCCCAGUUUUUUGCGGGUCAUUUGCCGUAUAUAUUGGCGAUCGAUACUCUGCUAUGGAUCGAUGUACACUAUCGUGGACCUACUUGCUAGAAUCCUGCAACCGCAGUGUCUUGGAGGAUUGGUGUCCUAUUUUGCCCCUGGGCAGCAGGACAUUAGCAAGGACGAAGCGUAUUACUAUGCUACCGGGAUCAUUCUCUGCUCGCUGGUACCGGUCGCCAUCUUCCAUCACUUUAUCCUGUACAUAUUUCAAAUCGGAAUGAAGAUUCGUGUCGCAUGCUGUUCGCUGCUCUACAAAAAGGCUCUGCGUAUAACGAAAGCAGCAGGAACGGACGGUAUGACGGGCCAGGUGAUCAAUUUGAUGUCAAACGAUGUAGCCAAAUUCGAUACAGCGACCGGCUUCGUACAUGACAUCUGGAAAGGAUUAAUAGAGUUGCUGGUGCUGGGAUACUUCAUCUACAGACAGAUUGGCAUAUCAGGGCUGUUUGGCAUUGCAUUUUUGCUCAGUUUUAUUCCUUUACAAGCGUGGCUUGGCAAGAAGGCGGCACUUUAUCGGCUGAAAACGGCCAAUCGAACCGACCGGAGGAUACAGUUUAUGAACGAAAUCAUACAGGGCAUUCAAGUGAUAAAGAUGUACGCCUGGGAGGAUAGCUUUAGCCGCAUGGUGGACCGUAUCCGGCGGAAAGAGGUGAACGGGAUACGGGGAACACUAUUUAUACGCGCCGGUCUGCUAUCUUUCAAUCUCGUUUCACGUGUGGCCAUCUUUCUAAGCUUAGUCGCGUACGUCCUGUACGGAAACGUGUUCACCGCAAAGCGGGUGUUCAUCGUGACUUCCUACUUUAACUGGCUGUACAGCUCGAUGCUACACUUUUGGCCGCUGGCACUGACAUCCGUUCACGAGGGACUGGUGUCGAUAAGACGAAUACAGGACUUUCUGUUGCUGGACGAGCGAAAGUUUAGACCGGAUCGGCCCAAACAGACGGUGCAGGAGACUGCGGUAGAUGAGAGUGCUUGCGAGCUACUGCCACCCGUCCGUAAUGGGAAUGGGGUGGACAGUGUAGCAAACGCAGGUCCGGAAGGAAACGCCCGUAGCAAUAGCAAAAAUGUGCCUCGCAGCAGGCGCUUCAUUAACAGAAAAGCUGUAACGCGGCAAGGAAUUUUUAUGCGCAACGCAACGGCUCUCUGGGAAAAGGAUCUGCCAGCUUCCGACGGUGAAGAUAAUGUACGAGCUAGUGGAAUAAAAAACGUAACACUGACUGUAGACAAGAAAAAGCCGUGUGUAAUCGUUGGUUCGGUGGGAAGUGGUAAAUCGACCAUGCUCCAGGUUAUCCUCGGCGAGCUUGAGCUGGACGAGGGCCGAUUGGAAAUCAACGGGAAUCUUAGCUAUGCACCACAGGAACCCUGGCUGUUUGAGGGAACGGUUAAAAACAACAUCGUCUUCACCGAGGACUACCAGGAGAAACGCUACCGGGAGGUGGUAUCGGUUUGUGCUUUGGAUCGAGAUUUUCAGCUUCUGCCCAAUGGAGAUCAAACGAUCGUGGGUGAGCGCGGUAUUAGUUUGAGCGGUGGGCAACGUGCUCGGAUCAGCCUGGCAAGAGCCAUUUACCGUCGGGCAGACAUUUACCUUCUAGACGACCCAUUAUCCGCGGUGGAUGCUCACGUGGGCAAACACAUCUUCGAGGAGUGUAUCGUGAAGUACUUAAAGGAAAAAGUUUGCGUGCUAGUAACGCACCAGCUCCAAUACUUAAAGGACAUGGAGCAUGUCGUGCUAAUGAAUAUGGGAAACGUCGAACAGCAGGGAUCAUUCCGCACGCUGGCAGAAUCGGGGCACUUUACUACCAUGCUGAGCGAACCACAUCACGGAGACGAUGGACGGGGACGGAAACAAAGCAACGCAUCACCGUCUGAUGACCCGUCUACAUUGCCCUCGACAGAGCAACUUUGCAGCACCCUAGACAAGCAUACCGGACAGCAGCAACGGAAAGUCGAUAGUGCCGUGAACAAUGGGAUUGAAUAUGAUACCACCACCAUCAGCAUUGAUAUCGGCAGUAAGCCCGAGACGCAUAGAAUGACGGAAAGAAGAUUCUCCAUUCAUCCAACACCGGCACAACACCAGCCAGCGCAUCAACAGCACCAGUCCAUUUACCAACCGUCGCCAUUUUCUUCGAGCAGCAUGGUUUUUGAUGGGUACGAUGACCGCGAAGAACGUCGUGGAGCGAAGAAAAGAUCAAACCCAUCUGAAGAUGGUACGGUGAAAGACGAUCCAAAUCACCUCCAUAAAGAAUCACAACUAACCGGCCGUAUCGGGUGGCGAGUGUACAAGAGCUUUUUUGUUGCGGUGGAAAGCAACCUUCUGCUGGUGUUGGAUGUUGUCCUGUUUCUCUUGGCGCAGGCUAGCAUGAGUGGUAUCGAUUACUACAUCUCCCAGUGGGUAAACUGGGAAGAGUACUCAAGCGCUCUCGAACGGUUGAAAAGCAAUCGAACGGAGAUGGGUGCGGACCAUAAUAUUACCGACGACCAUGACGUUAUUCUUCCAAUCCCAUCAAAACUGGAAGGAAGCAUCUUUACUCGAUUGUCCCGCCACCAGUAUAUACUGAUGUAUGCGAUAGCGAUGCUGUUUAUGUUCGUGCUGUCCUUGAGCCGAUCUUUUCUAUUCUUUUACAUUUGUCUGCGUGCCACAAUACGCUUGCAUGAUCGUCUUUUCCGCGGCAUUACUCGUGCGACGAUGUACUUCUUCAACACAAACCCAUCCGGGCGCAUACUGAACCGAUUUUCACGCGAUAUUGGUUGCAUCGAUACCUUUCUUCCGUUUGCGAUGAUGGACUGCAUUCUGUUCUUUGUAGAGUUUUCCGCGAUCAUCGUGCUGGUAGCGGUGGUGAACUACUGGCUUUUGUUUCCAACACUGGUCAUGGCCAUCAUUUUUUACUUCCUACGUCACAUAUACACCAACACUGCCCGUAGCAUCAAGAGAGUAGAAGCAUCGACGAGGAGCCGUAUAUUCUCUCAUGCGAAUGCGUCUUUCCAAGGUCUUAGUACCAUCCGUGCAUUUGGGGUGGAGAAAAUUCUGGCAGACGAAUUCGAUAAACAUCAAGAUCUGAACACCUCGGCAUGGUAUCUUUUUCUGGCGACAACACGCGCAUUCGCCCAAUGGUUGGAGCUGGUGUGCGUUCUGUACAUCGCCGUGGUAACUUUAAGUUUUUUGAUGGUGGAAAAUUCAAUGAGUGGCAAUGUGGGGCUGGCUAUUACACAAGUGUUCAACCUGAUCUUCAUGUGCCAAUGGGGUAUGCGACAAACGGCGGAAUUAGAAAAUCAAAUGACAUCCGUCGAGCGUGUCGUAGAGUAUGCUGAGGUCGAACCGGAAGCAUCGCUCGUGUCAAUCGGAAAACACAAACCUCCUGUCGACUGGCCGGCAAAGGGAUCGAUACGGUUCGAGCACUUUUCGUUGCGUUACUCGUCACAAUCGAACACGGUUCUGCGAGACCUCAAUAUGUCGAUGGGCGCAGGCGAAAAGAUAGGAAUCGUCGGUCGAACAGGUGCAGGCAAAUCGUCCAUCAUUCAAGCACUGUUCCGGUUGGCCGUUAAUGAAGGAAUCAUACGCAUUGAUAACGUUGACAUUGGUACGGUGGGAUUGCACGAUCUGCGUAAACGGAUCUCUAUUAUUCCACAAGAUCCGAUUCUGUUUUCCGGUACGGUGCGAGAAAAUUUGGAUCCUUUCAAGCAACAUGGUGACGAUACGCUUUGGAAUGCGCUAGAAUAUGUAGAGCUGAAGGAGGUAGUUAAGGCGAUGGAGGGUACGUUGGAUGGUAAAAUGUCCGAUGGUGGUGCAAACUUUAGCAUGGGUCAGCGUCAGCUUGUGUGCUUGGCGCGUGCUAUUCUCCGCAACAAUCCUAUACUCAUUCUGGAUGAAGCUACUGCCAACGUCGACCCAGAAACCGAUAAUUUGAUUCAAAAAACCAUCCGAGAUCAAUUCGAACGGUGCACUGUUAUAACAAUAGCCCAUCGUUUGCAUACCGUAAUGGAUAGCGAUCGAGUGCUAGUAAUGGAUGCGGGCAGAGCGGUCGAAUACGCGCAUCCUUACGAGCUUCUGCAACGUUCCGAUGGUGUCCUGAAGCGGUUAGUUAACGAAAUGGAAGAAUCUACCGCGCAACAAUUAACCACUAUAGCUUAUCAAGCGUACACCAAACGAUUGACGCAAGCAGAUUGAUUCCGCACCAGACGGUUCUACUACAUCGGGAAUGUAAUGUAACAGAUGCAAAGAAUGAAUUAUUCGGAUAACAUUCAAUGCAAUCCAGCCGCAGACGGUCGAUUAACCAAUGUACCUCAACUAGCAUGUGCUAAGCGAAUGUAACCGGCAAGCUUAUCAUACAAUAAACGAAUAUCAAGGCUUUGUCAA